AUGCUGCCCAACCACGCGGGCUCGGCCCGGGCCCGAGCAGUGUGGCAGCGGUGCCUGGCCUCGGCCUUCCGGACCGCGCUGGCCUGCACCAUCGUGGGCUGCGCCACGCUCUACGGGCCCGAGGCCUUCAAGCGGCAGGUGGCCUUCCCGGCCUUCUCCUACGUGACCGUGAUUCUCAUCGUGACCGACGCCACCCUGGGGGACGCGCUGCGGGGGUGCUGGCUGGCGCUCUACGCCACGGUCCAGACGGUCUGCCCGGCCGUGGUCACGUUCUGGAUGGUCGGGCCGGGCCGGUUCAGCGGGGCAACCAUUUCGCUGGCCGUGGCGGUGAACGCGUUCGUCGUGGCGGUGCCGGAAGGGACCCACGUGGUGGCCAAGAGGAUCGCGUUGGGCCAGAUUGUGAUCAUCUACGUGGUGGGAUAUAUUAACGGGGCGGAGACGCAGGCGGUCAUGCAUCCGCUGCAUGUGGCGGCCAGCACCGCCGUCGGCGUUGUGGCGUGUGUUUUGGCUCUGUUGCUGCCGUAUCCGAGAUUGGCCUGCUGGGAGGUGAAGAAAAACUGCAAGCUGGCGGCUGAAAAUGCUUCCGAGAGGCUGAAAUUAUACGUGAAAGCGUCUUGCGCCGAUGAUAAGGCUUCAGCCUCUGCCUCCCUCACCAGAGCCAAAGCUUUGGCUUCUGAUGCACCCAAAUUCCUCCAAAAGAUUAGGCUCCACCAGGAAAGCAUGAGAUGGGAAACUUUUCCUUUGAUCCUGCUCCGGCAGAGUCCUCCGCCGAGCCCCGUACCCAAGUUGCAGGAAGUUGAGAUGCUUCUAAGAGGAAUGGAAAUGGGUUUAGUAGCUGACACUACUACUAAUAGCAGCUCCUCGAUGUUCACCGACGGAGAAUCCAAACAAAGCUUGUUGCAGUUACAAGAACACAUCACUCGAGCUAUCAAGCAGGUGGCCAGAACGAAUUCCUUCCAUUCCGAUUCUUCUCCCACCGUCCCCGAAUCGAAUGCCGAUGAUGUCACGAGCUCGCUUGAGAAGAUAACCAGAACAAUCCCAACCAGCCCUGCCGAUCUGCCAUCAUUUUUCUUCUGUCAAUGUAUCAAACACCUUGUCUGCAUAUCUUCACCCGAAGCAAAAUCGGUCGCCGUCGAACAACCAAAGGAAGGGUCAAGUACUCCUCCAUCGAAGGGAAAUGGGUUCUUGUUGAAUGCUUGGAAGAGUGUGAGCUUCGGCAGCAAGAACAGAGUUUUGCCGGCGGUCAAAUGCUCUGUUUCUCUAGGCAUGGCUGUCCUGUUUGGGUUGAUGUACAGCAAGGAGAACGGGUACUGGUCGGGUCUCCCCGUGGCGAUCAGCUUGGCCGCCACCGUCAGAGAAGCGACGUUCACUGUCGCAAAUGUCAAGGCGCAGGGCACCGUGUUGGGGACUGUCUAUGGCGUCGUGGGUUGCUUCGUCUUCGAACGGUUUUUACCUGUCAGGUUUAUGUCUCUGCUUCCGUGGUUCGUCAUCACCAGCUUCCUCCGCAGGAAUCGGAUGUACGGCCAGGCGGGUGGGAUCUCCGCCGUCAUCGGAGCGAUACUCAUACUGGGUCGGAAAAACUUCGGCCCCCCGAGCGAAUUUGCGAUCGCGAGAAUCAUCGAGACCUUCAUCGGGCUAUCCUGUUCGAUUUUCGUGGAUCUUCUGCUCCACCCUACUAGAGCCGCUUCUUUGGCUAAACUUUCGCUCUCUGAAAGUUUUGCCGCAUUGGGUUCGGCCGUUGACCUCUUAAGCCUCCGCGGCGACGCAUCCACGGCAUUGUUGGAGAGCCACAAGAGGUUGAAAUCUGAGGUGGAAGAGCUGAGGAAACUAGUUGGGGAAGCUGAAUUGGAACCAAACUUCUGGUUUUUGCCCUUCCCCAGUGCUUGUUAUGGCAAGCUGCUUGUGUCAUUGUCGAAUAUGGCGGAUCUAUUGCUCUUCAGUGCCAAAUUAGAAUCGCUCAGGCUCGGAGAUUCUGAUGGGGUGGAAAAUACUCGAAACGGUGUUGUGGCUAACCUAGAUGUCGACCUUAAAUUCUUCAAAGAUGCGAUGAGUCCGUUUGUAAAAUGUUUCGAGGAGGUCACCAAAUUGAAGUGUUCCAUUGCAAUGCUUGACGAGGACUUGAAGAGAAAGAACGAGGAAAUCGGGUGUGAUUUGGAAUCAGGAAAGCUACCGAAUCAAAAUGCAUUUAAGGUGAUGGAUGCAAGUCGGGAAAAUGAGACAAGGAACAUUGUGGAUUGCUAUCUGGGGCAUGUGAAAGAGAUUGUGGAGAAGUUUAACAACGUGGGAAAUGAAGAAGGAAAUGGGAGGGAAUUGGCAAUGUUUGGAUUGGGGGUGAUUGGUUUUAGCAUUAGUGGUUUGAUAAGAGAGGCGAGAGAGGUUGAGAGAUGUGUUACUGAACUUGUGCAGUUGGAGAAUCCUUCUUGCCAAGUGAAUUUGUUUGAGAUUUACUGUAAGAUUAAUGCAUCACAAAAGUUGAAUUGA
Molecule: messenger RNA, 2481 nt
Organism: Linum tenue
Lineage: Eukaryota; Viridiplantae; Streptophyta; Magnoliopsida; Malpighiales; Linaceae
Source: the annotation of a GenBank genome assembly